Carlito syrichta (Philippine tarsier) is the source of this 6423-nucleotide messenger RNA. It is a transcript of the gene PPFIA4, whose product is annotated as PTPRF interacting protein alpha 4. Gene Ontology annotation, cellular component: presynaptic active zone. The transcript is spliced from 30 exons. NCBI's taxonomy places the organism in Eukaryota, Metazoa, Chordata, Mammalia, Primates, Tarsiidae. The coding region runs from base 512 to 4132 and encodes 1206 amino acids. The record is from RefSeq and is a predicted model, not a curated record. Gene Ontology annotation, biological process: synapse organization. Gene Ontology annotation, molecular function: protein binding.
AGCUACCUCGGAGCCGGCUCCGCUCUCUAGGACGUGUUGGGCUGCCCGGUCGGGGGCGGCUCCCUGCUGCCUCCGAGCCCAGCUGUCCGGCCUUCGGCGUUUGCAGGCAGACCACACUGCCUUCCAGAAACGAUGGGUGUCGCUAGACCCAGCUGGGAUUCUGCCAGGCUCCGGCGCUCAGUCUAAGAGAAGGGCCGUCCUCCAGCCCUGCUCUCCCUGCCUGUCAUGGCCACCCUCGGCUGCUGCCCGCUUGUCUGGGGACACAGGGCACCCAGCCCCAGGCCUGAGAGGUUAAGCCAGGCCUUCUGGCUCCAUUCCACAGGGGCACUCCAGGCUCCAGGCCCCUUUCAGAGCAAGAGCAACUGAUGCCAUGGGAGGAGCCCCUGCCCACCUGUCCACUCGCCUGGCACUGCCUGCUCUGAGGCCCAUGCACUGGGUUCCCCUGGAGGUGCCAACCCUGUGAGUCCCUCCCCUGUCCCCUGACGCUGAGAAGGCCCUGCCCACACCUACCAUGUGUGAGGUGAUGCCCACUAUCAAUGAGGGGGACCCUCUAGGGCCCCCCCACGGCGCCGAUGCUGACGCCAACUUUGAGCAACUGAUGGUGAACAUGCUGGAUGAGCGGGAGAAGUUGCUGGAGUCCCUUCGGGAGAGUCAGGAGACCUUGGCAGCCACGCAGAGCCGGCUCCAGGAUGCCCUACAUGAGCGGGACCAGCUCCAGCGCCACCUUAACUCCGCCCUCCCCCAGGAAUUUGCCACCUUAACCCGGGAGCUGAGCAUGUGUCGGGAGCAGCUUCUAGAGCGGGAGGAAGAGAUAUCAGAACUGAAAGCAGAACGGAAUAACACAAGGCUGCUUCUAGAACAUCUGGAGUGCUUGGUGUCCCGCCACGAACGGUCCCUAAGGAUGACUGUGGUGAAGCGUCAGGCCCAGUCACCUUCGGGAGUCUCCAGUGAGGUGGAGGUGCUGAAGGCCCUUAAGUCACUGUUUGAGCACCACAAGGCCCUGGAUGAGAAGGUGCGAGAGCGGCUCCGAGCAGCCCUAGAGCGAGUCACCAUGUUGGAGGAGCAACUGGCAGGUGCCCACCAGCAGGUGUCUGCCCUGCAGCAAGGGGCAGGGGUGCGGGAUGGAACGACAGAAGAGGAGGGGACUGCAGAGCUGGGACCAAAACGCCUGUGGAAGGAUGAUGCGGGCCGAGUGGAGGAGCUGCAAGAGCUCCUGGAGAAGCAGAACUUUGAGUUGAGCCAGGCUCGGGAACGACUGGUCACCCUGACAGCCACUGUGGCCGAGCUGGAGGAAGACCUAGGCACGGCCCGCCGGGACCUCAUCAAAUCAGAGGAGCUGAGCAGCAAGCAUCAGCGGGACCUCCGGGAGGCUCUGGCCCAGAAGGAGGACAUGGAGGAGCGCAUCACCACCCUGGAGAAGCGCUACCUGGCUGCUCAGCGGGAGGCCACAUCCAUUCAUGACCUCAAUGACAAACUGGAGAAUGAGCUUGCCAACAAGGAGUCCCUUCAUCGCCAGUGUGAGGAGAAGGCCCGACAUCUACAGGAGCUGCUGGAGGUGGCAGAGCAGAAGCUGCAGCAGACGAUGAGGAAGGCAGAGACGUUGCCAGAGGUGGAGGCUGAGCUGGCCCAGAGAAUCGCAGCCCUCACCAAGGCUGAAGAACGGCAUGGCAACAUUGAGGAGCACCUGCGACAGCUGGAGGGGCAGUUGGAGGAGAAGAAUCAGGAGCUGGCAAGGGUGCGCCAGCGGGAGCAGAUGAAUGAGGACCACAACAAGCGACUGUCAGAUACCGUGGACCGGCUGCUGAGCGAGUCCAAUGAGCGCCUGCAGCUCCACCUCAAGGAGCGCAUGGCGGCCCUGGAGGAGAAGAACACGUUGAUCCGGGAGUUGAAGCGCUCCCAGCGGCAGAUUGAAGAGCAGCACCGCCACAAGGGCCGCCUAUCUGAAGAGAUUGAGAAGCUGCGUCAAGAGGUGGACCAGCUGAAGGGCCGAGGGGGGCCGUUUGUGGAUGGCGUCCACUCCAGGUCACACAAGGGCAGUGCAGCGGAUGUGCGGUUCUCCCUGAGCUCAACCCCCCAUGCAGCCCCAGGUCUGCAUCGCCGCUAUUCCUCCCUGAGAGAAGAGUCUGCCAAGGACUGGGAGCCAUCUCCACUGCCUGGGGUGCUGGCCCCCGCGGCCACCCCUGCCUUUGAUAGUGACCCUGAGAUCUCUGACGUGGAUGAGGAUGAGCCAGGGCGUCUGGUGGGCUCCGUGGACCUUGUCUCCCCCAGCGGCCACUCAGAUGCCCAGACCCUGGCCAUGAUGCUGCAGGAGCAGCUGGAUGCCAUCAAUGAGGAGAUCAGGAUGAUUCAGGAAGAAAAGGAGUCCACGGAGCUCCGUGCUGAGGAGAUUGAGACGCGUGUGACCAGCGGCAGCAUGGAGGCUCUAAACCUGACACAUCUGCGCAAGCGUGCUUCCAUCCCCACCUCUCUGACCGCCCUGUCCCUGGCCAGCGCGUCCCCGCCACUCAGCGGCCGCUCCACACCUAAGCUCACCUCCCGCAGUGCUGCUCAGGACCUGGACCGAAUGGGGGUCAUGACCCUGCCCAGUGACUUAAGAAAGCAUAGGAGGAAGCUGCUGUCGCCAGUGUCUCGGGAAGAGAACCGAGAGGAUAAAGCCACCAUAAAAUGUGAGACUUCUCCUCCUUCCUCACCCAGGACGCUGCGGCUAGAGAAGCUUGGCCACCCAGCCCUGAGCCAGGAGGAAGGCAAGAGUGCCUUGGAGGAUCAGGGCAGCAACCCCAGCAGCAGCAACAGCAGCCAGGACUCCUUGCACAAGGGCGCCAAGCGCAAGGGCAUCAAGUCGUCCAUUGGCCGCUUGUUUGGCAAGAAGGAGAAGGGCAGGCUGAUCCAGCUGAGUCGGGAUGGAGCCACGGGCCAUGUUAUGCUAACAGACUCCGAGCUCGGUCUGCAGGAGCUCAUGGUGCCUGCCAAGCUGGGGACCCAGGCAGAGAAGGACCGGCGGCUGAAGAAGAAGCACCAGCUGCUUGAAGAUGCUCGCAGAAAAGGAACGCCCUUUGCCCAAUGGGAUGGCCCUACUGUGGUCUCCUGGUUGGAGCUCUGGGUGGGGAUGCCUGCCUGGUACGUGGCAGCCUGCAGGGCUAACGUCAAGAGUGGUGCCAUCAUGUCCGCCCUGUCGGACACAGAAAUUCAGCGGGAGAUCGGUAUCAGCAAUGCCCUGCAUCGGCUCAAGCUCCGGCUAGCCAUUCAGGAGAUGGUGUCACUGACCAGCCCCUCCGCCCCACCCACCUCCAGGACUUCUUCUGGGAACGUCUGGGUCACUCAUGAAGAGAUGGAAACUCUGGCCACAUCCACUAAAACAGACAGUGAGGAGGGCAGCUGGGCUCAGACCCUGGCCUAUGGGGACAUGAACCAUGAGUGGAUUGGGAACGAAUGGCUGCCUAGCCUGGGGCUUCCCCAGUACCGCAGCUAUUUCAUGGAGUGCCUAGUAGACGCCCGCAUGUUGGAUCACCUCACCAAGAAGGACCUGCGGGUUCACUUGAAGAUGGUAGACAGCUUCCACCGAACCAGUCUUCAGUAUGGCAUCAUGUGUCUGAAGAGGCUGAAUUAUGACCGGAAGGAGCUGGAGAAGAGGCGGGAAGAGAGCCAGCACGAGAUCAAGGAUGUGCUGGUCUGGACCAAUGACCAGGUGGUUCAUUGGGUCCAGUCUAUUGGGCUCCGGGACUACGCAGGAAACCUGCACGAGAGUGGUGUGCAUGGUGCCUUGCUGGCCCUGGACGAGAACUUCGACCACAACACUCUGGCCCUGGUUCUCCAGAUUCCCACGCAGAACACCCAGGCACGCCAAGUGAUGGAGAGAGAGUUCAAUAAUCUGUUGGCCUUGGGCACAGAUCGGAAGCUGGAUGAUGGAGACGACAAGGUGUUCCGCCGGGCGCCCUCCUGGAGGAAGCGCUUCCGGCCGCGGGACCACCACAGCAGCGGCAUGCUCAGCGCCUCCGCGGAGACCCUCCCGGCAGGCUUCCGCGUGUCCACCCUGGGGCCCCUGCAGCCCCCUCCGCCCCCGCCAAAGAAGAUCAUGCCGGAAGCUCACUCCCACUAUCUCUACGGACAUAUGCUCUCCGCCUUCCGGGACUAGCCACGGCCCUCAGGACCAGCGUCCUCCUGGGUUUCACAGGCACCACCAGCCCUGAUCCCUCCUGCUCGUUCCCCUUCCUUCCACGGCUCCUAGUCUCGUCUGUGACUUUCCAGUUGCCCAGGAUCGCAGAAUAUACUCGUCCACCCCCUCAGCACUCUACUACCCCAAAUCCCACCGUGUGUCCUUUGUAAGUCUCUGGUGGAUACAGCUGGGGUCUCCUGGUAUUGUGGAGGCCCCCCCGGGUUGAACAUGCUUGGGAUUCUGGGGAAGGGAGAGAAGGGCAGCUCAGGGUGGGUGUGGCUGCACCCUCCCUCAUCUAGACCUAGCCUGGUCACGAGAACCGGGAUCCUGGGCCAAGAGCUGGGGUGGCCCUUCCAAGGAAAGAUUACUUCAGACUUGUCCUGCUUGGACUGUUUGGCCUUAGAGUCUCUGUCCGGCAGUGCCAUCAUCUGAUGACGAUGACUGGUUUUGGCACCCCCAGCAUCUCCUCUCCCCUGACCCAUCUCUACAACUGCAGCUCCAGCUCCAGGACCUGCUUGGGGUCUGAGAGGGGUUGCAGAAGGCCUCAUUCUCCUUCUGGAUGGUGGGGUUGGGAGGAGGAAGACUAAGUAGAGAUUCCAGGCCCUAGAUGAGGGUGAACGCUAAAUGUGAGUUUGGGGAGAGUCAGAAAUGGACCCCUGAACUAUGGGCCAAGGGUGAGGAUAGGGAAAUUCUCAGCCCUCUGCCCAAUGAGAAGUGUUGGUGGGCCAACCAGAGAGAGAGCUGAUGGCUUCUGGUAGCCUUAAGUCUCAGUGGGCAACCAAGGGGUGGAGCUUCCACUGGGUGGGGUAGGGGAGGUGAUGUGGAUACCGAUCUGAGGUAGAACAGAGGUAACCUUGCCCUCUUGCCUCUGCUCCCGGCAUCCCUUCCCUUUCUCUCCCCCAUGCCACACUUCCUUGGUAUUCCCAGCCCCAUAAGAAUGAACCUGAUGGGUGGAUUGACUAUACAUUGACCUUAACAUCAACUCUGAGAAAAAGGCAGGCUCAGGCUUCCUUUCUCUGACCUCCCAGGAAGAAAAUAGCAUCCUCUCCAGUAAGUCAUGUCCAGGUCCAGAAAAUCCAAUAUCGGUGGAGGCAGUCAUUCUUCUGCUUGUCCCUAAAUCACCUGAUCCUCCUCCAGGCCUCUUUUGGUGUGGAGGGGUUGCCCCCUCCAGAAAUUCCUAAGAUAUGCCCAACUUCCACCUUUUUAAUUGUUUUCCCCAGCAGCAUGGUGGGACUUGGAGCUGAGGGAUACAGGUCCUGGUUUGGUAGGGAUAUUCCCAAUAAAUUCUUCUUCUCACCUACUCCUUCAUUCUACCAAGGUUCCUGAACAUGUUUAGGGCUUGUGUUCAGGGUGGGAUAACGGAACCUUGGGCAUCAUCAAAGUGAGAUGGAAGGAAAAGUGUCUGCAGCGUGUUUCUUGGAGAGGGCCAGUGUGGUGCCAUCCUUCAGGUGGCUAGAGCAGCUGCUUUGCAACCUGAUUGACUCAGGUUCUGAGCAGGAGCUAAACUAAUAGGUGGAAUCAUGGGCCUGAGCACCCUGUCCAGAAGGAGUGAUAGAGCCUGGGGCAGUGCCAGGGCUUCAAACCUUAUGCUGCUUUUCUAUAGAGGAGAGGCUCUCCAGUGAUAUGGCAGGGUGGGCUUUCCUUGAGCUCGGGCAAGGCAGCCACCUGCCCUUGCUCUCCCUCCCUGUUCUCUGGCCUCCUUGUCCAUCAGGCUGCUGGAAAUGGAAAUGGAGGAGUUACUGAGCAGAUCAGAAAAUGAGCUGGAUGGAGAGAAAGGCCCCUUUUGGCUGCUAAGAUUAUGGACGGAUCCCAAAUUCCUAAGGUUGGUAGAGUUGUGCACUGUAGGCCAUCAGAAUCCUUCAGGGAACUCUUGAUGGGCAAGGUAUGUGAGAGAUUCAGCCCCAGCUGCUCCUGUAUACAGUUCAACCCUAUCAUGGUUGGCCAUGUCAUAAAGCAGCAGCUGGGAGGCAGAGCUGCGUCCAUUCAGGGCACCUUGGGAAGUGCUGCAGGGAGGUGACAUAGGAGAGAAAUUUGUGCAUACAGUGAUGAAAGGCUGUUGUCUUGGUGUAUCCCUUGCCUCAUAGUCAAUAUAUUUUUUUUGUUGGAGAGUCACCAGUGACCCAAGCCCUCCACACCAGCCUCCUGUAUCUUAUCAGGUCCCUUCUCAGUACUGUAUUGGCUCAGUGCAUCAGGAUUGGGUGUGUGGGUGUGUGUGGAUGUGAGUGUGGGUGUGUACGUACCAAUAAACAACCUGGUUUUAAGACAAUGUA